Asparagus officinalis (garden asparagus) is the source of this 1062-nucleotide messenger RNA. RefSeq names its product zinc finger A20 and AN1 domain-containing stress-associated protein 8-like. Gene Ontology annotation, molecular function: DNA binding; zinc ion binding. The record is from RefSeq and is a predicted model, not a curated record. NCBI's taxonomy places the organism in Eukaryota, Viridiplantae, Streptophyta, Magnoliopsida, Asparagales, Asparagaceae.
GAUCAAAGCUUUCGAUUUUGAUCUCUAGGGUUAGGGCUUGGUUUUGUUCGAUUGAUCAAUUUGUUUGUUCACUCUUCAAUUUUGUUGUGAUUUCGAUGUAAUUUUUACUGCGUGUUUGUAUCAGGUAAGAAAGCGCGUUUGGGCCUUAGGUUUUAGGAUGAAGAUGAGAUUUUGGGCAUCUAACUAAAACUGAAACAAUGGAGCACCACAAUGAGACUGGAUGCCAAGCUCCGGAGGGUCCAAUCCUCUGCAUCAACAACUGCGGCUUCUUUGCAGCCACCAUGAAUAUGUGCUCCAAGUGCCAUAAGGAUCUUGUAUUGAAGCAGGAACAUGCUAAGCUGGCGGCAUCAUCCAUCGACAGCAUUGUGAAUGGAAGUGGGAGUACCAGUGGAAAAGAGCCACUUGUUUCGGCCAGUGUUGAUGUCGCUGUUGCUUCAGUGGAGCCAAAGAUCAUUUCAGCACAGCCAUCUGAUGCUUCUGUCUCUAGCGAGAGCAGCGAACCAAAGGCGAAGGAGGGUCCAACCAGGUGCAAUGCCUGCAAGAAAAGGGUAGGCUUGACUGGCUUCAAUUGCCGGUGUGGAAAUGUAUUUUGCGCGAUGCAUCGCUAUUCGGAAAAGCAUAACUGCCCAUUUGAUUACCGGACGGCUGCUAGAGAUGCAAUUGCCAAGGCCAACCCUGUUGUCAAGGCUGAGAAGCUUGACAAGAUCUAGAGAUGAAAAAGAGAAGAUACCGAAGUCAUGAUUCAACUCUCCCUUUUCUAUCUAUGCCCUUUCUUUCUCUGUUGGCUGCUUGUUUUCAUUGGUGUCCUUUAUCCACAUAAAUGGCUGGAGGCAUGACGAUGAUGCCUUAGGGCAUCUUUGCAGUCUCGAAGAACUCGUUAUCUGGUUGAUUGGUAGAAAAGGUUUGCAUGUUCUGUCUAGUGUGUAAACUUUUUUAUUUGGUGAUGGUCUGAUGGACGGUUAUGUGUCUAUGAAUUGGUUAUCUUUGUAAUCUGCUAUCAUAGUUCAUCUCUUACACUUUAGCACCUCGAAUGGUGUGAAAAAGUGCAUUCUAUCUCUGUUA